AUGGGCACCCGGCGACAGCCCGCCCGCAGCGGGACGGCGGCUGGGGCCUCGGGAGCGUCCUUACCUGAGCGCCGCGGCGGCUGCCGGCACCGGGACGCGCCGAGGGGCAGAGAGAGGGCGCGCCGCCGCCGCCGUGCCCACCUCAACCCGCCCCGCCGCUCUCGGGGCUGUCGCCGGGACGCGGCCGCCUGCGCGCCGCGAGCCCCCGGGACCCGCCCCCCUCCUCCGCCCCCGGCCCCGCCCCGGCCCCGGCGCCGCUCCCGCAGGGCCCCCGCGGCGGCGGUAGCAGCGGCCGGCCCGUCGCCGCCGCCCCCUCGCGGCCGCCCCCUCGCUCCGCCCCGCCCGGCGCCCUGCCCGCCGCCCGCAGCGGCCCCUGCAUUGCGGAGGGGCCCCGCGGCCGCCGCGUACCUGCGCGGGGCCGUCUGGCAGGGAGCGGGGCCGUCUGGCAGCGAGCGGGGCUCGGCCGCUGCGGGGCUCGGCGGCAGCCGGUCCCGGCCCUGGGGCCGGCCCGCGGCCCAGCGGGUGACACCCUGCCUUGCCGCGGGGCCAUCGUCCCGCCGUCUAGAAAAGCACCCCGAGAGCCCCUCACCUGAUUGCGCUUGGGUCUUCCGGCGGUGCGAGGCUCAGCUCAACCGAACAUCCCCUUCCCCUCCGGGGGAAGAGAACGGAUAA
Messenger RNA from Falco peregrinus (peregrine falcon), 672 nucleotides. Its product is annotated as atherin-like. Bases 1 to 672 code for a protein of 223 amino acids. NCBI's taxonomy places the organism in Eukaryota, Metazoa, Chordata, Aves, Falconiformes, Falconidae. The transcript has a single exon. The record is from RefSeq and is a predicted model, not a curated record.